CUCACUGUUCUCCAGACGCCCACUUCCCCUCAUUGUCCCCGUUUCCAGACAUUCCGCGUCCCUCUAUCCUCGAUCUUCCCUUCGCUUCCCCUUUUGUUCGGCUCGCUCAAACACUAGUACUUCUACCUCUCGCACUGUCUUUUUCUCGCACUGUCAAUCAUCUCUGCGCGUCUGUUUCAUCGCAACACUCUACUAUCAUAUUCUCCUUCAAUUGACUCUACUAUUCUUUCCCUGUUGUAUGUGCAGCAUAACCCUAGCCUAAAGCUCGCCCUAUCACACGACGGCCAUGACCGGUCUGCACAUCAAUACGAAUCUCCCUCGAGAGGGCCGCUCUCGCAAGCACAAGUCGCGCUCACAUCCACGUAGCAGAUCUACUGCCUCCACAUCAUCUUCCCUAUCUCUCGACUCCCCAAUACCUUCUUCUUCGGCUGCCGCAUCCUCUUCCUCACUCAAUCUCCCCGACCCCGAUCCUCAGCUUCAGGAUAGCCGCAGAUGUCCUAGUUCGGCUGCCGUGUCCACUUCCAUCUCCCCCAUUGGCGACCAGACACGAGGCGGGCCAGAGUUUGUGCUGGCCCUCCAUGACUUUGACGCUCAGAGUCACAAUGCUACCUGCUUGACAUUUCGCGCAGGACAGGUCAUCCGCGUCCUGAACCGGGAUCCUAGCGGUUGGUGGGACGGCGAACUGCAUGGUCAGAGAGGAUGGUUUCCAAGCAAUUAUGUGACCUCUGACAAAGGUGUCGUUUCACUCACGGAGGAAGAGUUGCCCUCCAUCUCACAUACCAGACCAAAGCACUCACAUACCAUGUCGGCUAUCUCGGCCACCUCAUGGUCCACUAGUGCGCACUCGUCCACUACACACACGAAAUCGCCGUCAUCCAGAAGUGGCCAUCGACCAUUCGCCAUGGAGACUGUGGACCCUGAAACUACCACGUAUUGCCCACCGAUCAUGGUGAACUUGCUUCACAGCCUGACGCUUCUGCAAAGUGCUGUGCGGUCGAACCGAGUGGCACACUUCCAGCCCUCAACAGCAUGCAUCAUAUCAUGUAUCCGGUUCAUCCUCUCCUCCACCGAGUGUCUUCCUCGAGAUACCCCUGUUCUCAAGCGAAACCCUCGUCUGGCGCAGGAACGCAAGAAGAUUCUGUCUGACCUGGCAUCCCUCGUUUCACAGUCCAAAAAUGCUUCCGCAGAGCCUCAUGAUGAGGAUCUACACACGGAAGAGGUGGAUAUGAUGCUCAAGUUAGGUGGUCAAGUCUUUGCGCAGGUUCGCCGCUUCCUAGCAGUCGCCGUCGAUUGUGGGAUCGAUAUCCCUACUGCGCCGCUCACAUCUUCGAAUGGCGCUUCUCCAUUAUCCGGGAGUCCUAUCAACCCCUCACCUUCUUCUAAGGAACACCGUAGCCGCCAUAACUCCCACUUCGUUACUCCGCAAAGACCUCGAGCAUCCACAACGAUUGCUCCCUCCGCUUCUCGGACCAAGAGCCUGACUGACCUUCGCAGUCAUCGUGGCGCCAAUGCCCCCCAGCGAGAUUCGGGUUCAUCCAUCGCGCCUUUGCUUCCGCAUCGGACUGUCAUGGCACAUUCCAAGAACGAGCAAUACAAGUCGUACGAGCGCAUGCCGAAGCGGCAACAUGUACAGAAUAACAUGUCCAUCAGCAGCAUAUCCUCAACUUCAUCGUUCUCUUCCGCCGAUUCGUCGUCUAAAGCUGUCGUUGCAACACGUUUUCCAAGUGGCCCAUGUACAGCCGCCGACGUGGUCGAAGCGUUGCGGUAUACCCACGAUCAGUAUCUUUCCACAAUCGCUGCGUUCAUCGGACACGUCCACUCCCACUCUCGUUCUGCGCAUGCAUCAAGCACCGGUCACAUGUAUGAUCUCGUUCGAGAGAUUGUUGAAUUGGCCUGCAAGAUGCUCACGAUCGUGGAGGCCGUCAUGCGACACGCUGACAUACCUGCAAAACGGGUGGAAGAGUUGCGCAUCGCGAAGGAGGAGCUGUACAACCUCACAAGCUCGCUCGCGGAAUCGGUCCGGUUACUCACGGCGCCUUUACACCCCGAUAUCACGGAGGAGGCAGAGAAGGGAGCACUGCUCCGGUCCGCCACGGGCGCGUUGAAGGCCGGCGCUGACUGUGUCUCUACAAUUAAGCAUAGCUUGAAUCGGGCGGACAGCAGUAAGCAGUUCGUCAUACGGAUUCCGUCGUCGGCCGACUCCGAAGCCAGCGCAUACGAUCCCGAUCCUGCGGAGUUCGUGCGUAAGUCGACUGCUAUCAGGAGCGUUUCGUCUAAAGCGUCAUUAUCGCUGUCCGUGGGUCGGACGGAGGAGGGAGAAGACGCCACCGUCCAGCCCAGGGGCCUUGCAGAUUCGCAGUCCACGGUGACUACCAGCGCCUCGCUCAAUCGCUCGGACAGGUCAAGUAGCUCAACGUCGGUGGAAUCUGCUGAUACCGCUGCUACGUCACCCUUUGAGGCCAGUCAGUCAUGGCCACUGGAGGACGUUAAGGACGCUGUACAGGCAAAGCGGGUGGAUGAGCUUGCUCUGGAAUCACCUGAUAACGAGGACGAUCGUGCCUUUGAGCAUAGUUUGGUUGAAGGAAGCGUUCCUCUGUCUGAUGUUCCCCCGGUCUCGGAUACUACCUACAACAGCGAAGGACAUCUUGUCGCUGCGACUAUGGAUGCGCUUGUGGAGAGGAUGACACCAGCAGACAGCCUAGUGGACCCGGCCUUCUCUGCGGUCUUCUACAUGACUUUCCGUCUGUUCACUACUCCUCUCGGACUCGUCGAUGCGCUCAUCGACCGAUACAACAUAAUGCCCCCUCCGAGCCUGCACGGCGACGCCCUCAAGAAUUGGCGCGACACGACGGGCGUGCCCGUCCGGCUGCGCGUCUCGAACCUCGUCAAGACCUGGCUCGAGAGCUACUGGCGCGCGAGUGUCGACGACGAGGCGCUCCCGCAGCUCGAGGACUUUGCGCGGAACGCGCUCGCCAAGGUCUUCCGCGGCGGACACUCGCAGCGGAUCCUGGACCUGCUGCAGAUGCGGCGGAGCAACAUCACGAGCAUCGUGAGCCCGAAGACGGAGCGGAUCCGGGACCCGGGGAUGGCGCUGAAUCCGCCCGCGUUCCUGCCGUCGGAGGUGCCGCGGCCGAUGAUGACCAAGGCGCUGCUCGCGAACCUGCGGGCGGGCCACUUUGAGGCGGUGGCGAUCACGGAGUUUGACCCGCUCGAGCUGGCGCGGCAGUUGUCGAUUAUGGAGUGUGAGCUGUACUGCGCGAUUCAGCCCGAGGAGGUGCUCGAGACGGGCCAGGAGAGCGUGCAGGCGCCGAAUGUGAAGGCGCUGUCAUCGCUGAGCACGGGUAUUACGGGGUGGGUGGCGGAGAAUAUUCUGGACGAGCAUGAUAUGAAGAAGCGGACGAUGCUUGUGAAGUUCUUUAUCAAGGUCGCGAACCGAUGUUCGGAGUUGGCGAAUUUCAGCACUUCAAGAUCCAUCCUGGCUGCGCUCGAUCACUCGACGAUAUCGCGACUCCAUCAGACCUGGGCGGGCGUUACGCAGAAGCACAAGACUCAGCUCGAGUCUCUUCGGCGUCUUGCAGAUCAUGGCCGGAAUUUCCACCAUUAUCGCAGCAAGCUGCGGAAUACGGCGCCUCCUGCAGUGCCGUUCUUGGGUUUGUACCUCACGGAUGUCACCUUCUGCCGCGAAGGAAACCCGUCGUUCAGAGACUCGCCUCAUGGCACUGGCAGGCAACUGGUCAACUUCAACAAGUACCACAAGCUGGCUCGUAUCGUGCAAGAAAUGCAGCGGUUCCAGGUGCCGUAUACGCUCAAGAAGAUACCCGAGGUACAGGACUAUCUCAAGCUUUCGUUCGAGAAGACGAAGCAGCAUGGCGACUUUGAGGAUCUUUAUCAGAGAAGUUUGCUGGUUGAGCCGAAGCAGGGCGCUGACGUUGGCCCAGGGCAAGCGAACGACAUGCGACAAUUCUUCAACUGGGGCCGCUCUCAGCAGCCUGUCACCACUCCUUCAUGAACAUUGCUAUUUGUGUUGCACUCAUCGAUCGUUAACUUUUUUGUUUUGUUUCAUGCAGACAAUUUUAUCACCUCGUUCCUACUGUCGUUGUAUUUUUUUCUUUUUAAUUUCUUCAUUUAGCAUACAUUUACACAUCACAUUGCUAUCUUUACAACUGAUUUGUACUUCUCAUCCUACAUUAACUUAUGUCUACCUGCAGCGGGGCUGUAUGACUUCAUCGUCUGGACAUGUAAUUAGAUAGCUGGUCUAUUAUGCUACAUCGUAGCUUCCUGAGUGCGUCGGUGGAAAUAUUUGGUAACGUAAAAUCCGGGACUACCAUCCUUGUUCUUUACCAAUUCGUCCCGGCGAGCCAAGGAUGGGUAUGUGCCCUCAGUCACCCCAGGACCAAAGUCAUAGACAAAUGGCCUGCUCUGGGUAGCACCGAACAGCCGUGACCCCUCGAGAACCAUGGCGUAUACUGGCGACGCGUCGUUUCCGGGAGCAUGCACGCUCCAGCCUUCAUUGGGGGAUCGCACGUCCCAGAAGGCGACGACGCUAUGCCUAGCCGAGCCAGCGGCAAUGUGACUGGCAGCGCCUCCGCCGCACGCGACGGUAUAGAUGGGCUCGUACGACCACGGGUCGCGGAAUGACAUGACCGGUUUCAACGGGGCGGGGGUGCUGCCGUCGGUGGCGGUGGCCUCGGACCUGCCGAGCCUGGAGGAGGAGCGCAUGUCGUGCACACGGACCUUGCUAUCGUACCAGCCCGAGAUGAUGACCUGCUCGGAGCCGCCCCACGGGGAGGCGUCGGGCGAGCCCGUGAUGCCGUAGACCGCGGAGGGGCGGAGACGCCCGCCUGCCUCGGCCGACUGCGUGUGCAGGAUGGCGAUCGGGUCUGGGGAGAGCGCGGCCUCUGCGAUCGAAUGUACGGUGAGGGGCUUGUUGGAGGAAGUGCCGAAGGCGGCGUAGGGGGUGCUCGAGCGGAGGGCGAGGUGGGCGACCCAGGACUUCUUGACGUCGAGGUCGAUCAGCGUGGGGCUGGGCGCGGUGUGGGACAUGUCCCAGAGGCCGGCGAGGCCGCUGGACGAGAGGGAGAGGAGGGUGGUCCCUGCGCAGGAGAGGUGCUCCAUGACAUCGCCUUCGUGGACGUGAAUCCGGCGGUCGAGUGUCAGCCUGUCAUGUUGUUGUUCUGAAUCCUCGAGGAAAUGUCGGAGGUUGUCACCCUUGUUACAGUCGCCGGCCCGAUUUCCGCGGGGAACCGGAGGCAAAGUGAGUUGUUCGAGCAUGCCAUUGGAGAACCCCACACAGAGGAUCUGGUCCCUUCCGUCAUCCGGGACAAAGGUGAUGCUGGUGAUAUAAAGUCUCUGAUGGUGGGGUUCCACAAGAUCGUGCUUGCCAUUGAAUUGGACUGCUGGCGCGCCAUUGCCAGUUUGGGGUCCGUUAAAGACGUAGUCGUAGAUGGCCCGGCCUCCUGCGAUAAUGAGUCUGGAGUUGCAGAUAGCCAUGCGGGGCUGCUGCUUGCCCUGCCAGGGGCGGGAGAGGGGACGGGCGACAAAUUUUGACUUUGCCCAAGAGUCGUCUGCGAGAGCAUUGUAGCGAACGCGGGUGCGGGUGUUCCACUUGGAGGACGCGUGGUGUAAGCUGUGGGACGGGCGACCGUUGUUUCGCAGAUAUUCAGCCCAGCCAAAUUCGUUCACGAGCUCAUUGUUGAACUUGCAGGUGCGAGCAAAGAUGGCUAGACUGGGGAGUGGGAGAUACUGGAGUAUGAGAAUGACGAUAUCGGUGGGUAAUGCUACGUGGGCCAUGGUGGUAUG
Messenger RNA from Coniophora puteana RWD-64-598 SS2, 5799 nucleotides. Its product is annotated as ras GEF. Bases 287 to 4009 code for a protein of 1240 amino acids. NCBI's taxonomy places the organism in Eukaryota, Fungi, Basidiomycota, Agaricomycetes, Boletales, Coniophoraceae. Gene Ontology annotation, molecular function: guanyl-nucleotide exchange factor activity; protein binding. Gene Ontology annotation, biological process: Ras protein signal transduction; positive regulation of GTPase activity. The transcript is spliced from 8 exons. Gene Ontology annotation, cellular component: plasma membrane. The record is from RefSeq and is a predicted model, not a curated record.